Thunnus maccoyii (southern bluefin tuna) is the source of this 6901-nucleotide messenger RNA. RefSeq names its product AP2-associated protein kinase 1-like. The transcript is spliced from 21 exons. The coding region runs from base 305 to 3307 and encodes 1000 amino acids. Gene Ontology annotation, molecular function: protein kinase activity; ATP binding. Gene Ontology annotation, biological process: protein phosphorylation. The record is from RefSeq and is a predicted model, not a curated record. NCBI's taxonomy places the organism in Eukaryota, Metazoa, Chordata, Actinopteri, Scombriformes, Scombridae.
CACUGAAAUUUACAUAUUUGUAGUGAAACAAGUCAAAUUAAAUACAAAACAAAUCUCUUUUUUAAUUUAGAUGAAUCAACUGAAGAGUCCGUUUUGACUUUUAUUUCAAUGUAACUGCCAGCGAUGGUGGCUUCGCAGACGUUUUUCCACCGGACUUUUGUAGUUCUUUUCGAGACAUAAUCGUUCUCAGAAAUGCCUGAUAUAUCCGACUCUGAAUUAAAACUGGGGGGGGGGGGGGGAGUGGGAACACUUUUUCCUCUCACUGCUCAUAUCCGGGCUGAGAGGCGUAACCUGAACGCGGCAUAUGACUAUGGAACAUACGCGAGGGGAGCAUAGGAGGGGAGGGAGGGGAAGCUGCAGCUGCGCGCUGAACUACAUUACCCAUAAUUCCUCCCGCGCCAUCAUCAACAGCAACAGCUCCUCGGAUGUUGCGAUAUCGCUGGCAGCCAGAGAUUGCUGUGGUUGCAGAGAUUCGGCUGCUGGCCACAAACACUCGUCCUGUCAUAUCGACAACAUGAGGAAGUUCUUUGAUUCACGUCGGGAGUUGGUCAGCUCUGGGCCCGGUUCUGGAGGAGGAGGUGGCAGCUCUGGAUCCAGUCAUGCAGGCGGAAAUUUCAUUGGACGAGCCUUCACAGUCGGGCGGCAUCAAGUCACUGUGGAGGAGAUAAUUGCUGAAGGUGGUUUUGCAAUUGUGUUCCUUGUGCGAACAAACCAAGGAGUGCGUUGUGCCCUGAAGAGGAUGUAUGUCAACAAUGAGCAUGACCUGCAGGUGUGCAAAUGCGAGAUUCAAAUAAUGAAAGACCUUGUCGGUCACAAGAAUAUUGUUGGUUAUCUGGACUCCAGUAUCACAGCCAUGGGAUCAAGGGACGUAUGGGAGGUUCUCAUACUCAUGGACUACUGCAAGGGAGGCCAGGUGGUCAAUUUGAUGAAUCAAAGGUUGCAGACUGGCUUCACUGAGGCUGAGGUGCUACAGAUCUUCUGUGACACCUGUGAUGCCGUUUCUCGCCUGCACCAGCGCAAGUCGCCCAUCGUCCACAGAGAUCUUAAGGUGGAGAACAUCCUCCUGCACGACAAGGGUCAUUAUGUUCUGUGUGAUUUUGGCAGCGCCACUAACAAGUUCCAGAGCCCACAGACUGAGGGAGUGGCGGCCGUGGAGGAAGAGAUCAAAAAGUACACUACUUUAUCAUAUCGUGCCCCUGAGAUGGUGAACCUCUACAACAACAAGAUUAUCACCACAAAAGCAGAUAUCUGGGCGCUGGGCUGUUUGCUGUACAAGUUGUGCUUCUUCACUCUGCCCUUUGGUGAAAGCCAGGUGGCCAUCUGUGAUGGCAGUUUCACCAUUCCAGAUAACUCCCGCUACUCUUAUGAUCUUCACUGCCUCAUUCGGUACAUGCUUGAACCAGACCCAGACAAAAGACCAGAUAUCUACCAGGUGUCCUUCUUUGCUUUUAAACUAGCUCAGCGGACUUGCCCUGUUCAGAAUGUGAAGAAUUCUCCAAUUCCUUCUAAACUUCCUGAGCCAAUCAAAGCCAGUGAGGCUGCCGCAGCAAAGAAGAGCCAAGCUAAACCGAGACUGACAGAUCCAAUUCCCACCACUGAAACCUCCAUCACCCCUCGCCAGAGGCCCAAAGCAGCCCAUACCCAGCCUGCUGCUGGCAUCCUACCCAUCCAGCCUGCUGCUCUCACCCCUCGCAAGCGAGCUAAUCUCCCUGGUGGUACAGCUCAGCCCGUGGGAGUCAGCUUAAACCUCUCUCAGCCAGCUGCAGCUCUCCAGUCGCAGAAGGCGCAGACUUCAGCUCUGCCACUCAUCCAGUCACAAAAUCCCAGUCAGGCUGCGGCUGCACAGAAGCAGCCUGCACCAGCCACAGGAGCAGAGACUACAGCAGCGACAGCAGUAUCCCCGGUGACCAAGGCUGACGUCCAACCACAAGCACAGCCAACAGUUCAGCAACAGACCACACCUCCCUCUGUGACCAGCGCUGCCUCCCAGCAGGCAGCACAGACUCCAUCCAGCCCGGCCCCACCUCAACGCCCAGCUCGACGCAAGCAGGCCGGCCAGGCUCAGCAGGCUGGCCAGGCUCAGCAGGCUGGCCAGGCUCAGCAGGCUGGCCAGGCUCAGCAGGCUGGCCAGGCUCAGCAGCCAGCGGCCCAGCCUUCACCCAGCAAACCAGCCUCCGGUCAGCUGCCUGUAUCUGAGCAGCAGCAGAUCACUCAGCCGUCAGCCGCUCAGGCUCAGCCUGGCUCCACUGAGAUCAACCAGAAAGCAGCCGAGACGACUCCACCUGCUUCUCCAAAGACAACUGAGGAACAAGGCCACAAACGCAUCCCGAGCGACGCCACAGCAAGCAGCGUCGCUGGAGCUCCAGCAGGUGACUCCUCACAGCAGGCGCAAGGAGCAAAUGGAGACGCUGCCCUCAACCAAUCUCUUACAUCUGAAUCAACCAUCAUCCAACCUGUUCAGGCUGGUGUUGGUGAUGCAGUCCAGGACCAAAGCAAAGCUGGACCAACUGUUCCUGCCUCUGGCUGUGCCACCAACACCCCUACACAGCCUACAUGGAACCCAUUUGAUGACGACAACUUCUCCAACCUCACUGCAGAGGAAUUCAAAACUGACGACAAAAAGCCUAACGAUAAACCUUCAGAAACUGUGACAGCGUCUUGUGAAGAGUUGAUACCAGGCUUGCAGGCCUCAACUGUAGAAAAUUCACUGCAAGAAACCGUUGAAAGACCAUCAGCAAUUCUUGAUGUGGAUUCAGGAGACUCACUGUUGGUUGUCCCAGAUCCUUUCCGUACCCUCGAACUGUCAGAUGCACCAGAGAAGCUGAUUGAAGGACUCAAAUCUCCAGACACAUCCUCACUCAUGCUUCCUGACCUGUUGUCUUUGUCUGAUCCCUUUGGUGGCUCUGUGGAAGAGUCUGCAAAAAACCCUCUCACUGCAGACGACUCUCUCCUGGGCUGCUCUCUGAUCUCCGGUCCGUCCGCCCCUCCAGCAGGGAGCAGCGCCACCUCCUCUGUGUCCUCUGCCCCCACCUCCGCUGCCUCCGCUUUGGAUGAUUUCAGUCUGUUGUCUGGAGACUGUGCACAGCCUAAAGCAGACUCGUCUCUCCUCAUCUCAGACUUCGAGCCCCAACAAGCCAGCGCGGAGGCAGGCACAGAAGAGGAUGAGUUUGAUCCUAUUCCCGUUACAGGACGAAAGAAUUCCCAAGUUUCAGGUGGCCACUCGCGCAGUAACAGUGGCGGCUCUGAAUCCAGCCUGCCCAGCUUGGCCCGCUCCCUGCUGCUGGUGGACCAGCUCAUCGACUUGUAGGCGACCCCCCACCCCCCCUCCCCCUCGUAGAAGCUGUAACACUGGAUUAUAGACUGGCAUAGCAUAACAGCAAUCAACACUGUUGUCAUAGCUAGCUUCCUGCACCCCUUGGCUGUCAUCUUCAUUCUAGCUCCUACAGUAGAAACGUCCUUCGCCUUUCAGCGCUUCCUCAUUCCCGCCCUCUCUCGCCGUAUCCAUCGCAUUAUCUGGCUUCUAUUCACCUCUCAUCUCUCACCCUCUCGCUCACAUUUUCUCUUUGUUGUAACCUCUACACGUCAUGUAUCGUCCAUCGGUUAACAUCCUCCACUAACAUCAUCCUUUCUAAAGAUUAUCAUCUUUCAAUCUGUCAAUCAGGAUAUAAUAUCGCUAUCCAGUUUGUUUGAACAAUAUUGCAUUAUGUCUAAUAGCAAACAAUAGAAGAUCAUUGUUGUAAUGUACAAUAGGCAUAGUUAUAAGUGGUCGUAGUUAUUAUUGUGCACAAGUGAAUUUGUCGUCGUUUGCCUUUUUCAAAUUCUCCUCCCCAGAUUUAUUUGCACAUUUUUACAGUAAAACCAUCAAAAGACUAAAUGACCAUUUAGUUUAUUUCUUCUAUAAAAGGGAAACUUCUUUGAAACUUUGUCACGUAGCCUGAUUUUGCACAGUAGCAUAAAUGUUACCUCUGUCAGGGAAUAUCCUUAACAGUUUAAAGCUGCUAUAGAUUAGAAAAAUGACAUCAAAUUGAGAAAACAAAACAGCCAUAACCGCACCUCCUACUUCUCUUUCUGCUUCUGCUGCUCUCUGUGCAGCACAAGCACCGUAUGAAGUUAUUGUGAACAAGAGAAGAGUUGGAUACUAAAAGUUUCCCUGAGCAGAUUAAACAGUGAAAGUGCCAUGAAAUAAUCUGUGAAGCAAACUGCUUACUGGUGGAGGUCUGAAAGUGUAUCUGCUAAACUCUUAACUGCUACAAAAUAACAAAAUGAAUUAUAUCCAAACCAUUCAGCCAAGGAGAGCGAAACUGUACUUUUAAAAUCAGGACCUGUUGUUCUUCUUUUGCUGUUUUUAUCAGCUUAUUUUUUAAUUUUAUCCUUGAGGCAAGCAAUAGGUUGUUUUGGAGUUAAAUGACAAAUCAGGGUCAUCUAGCAGUGUUUAUAGCAGUGUGCCAUAUCAAUAGAAAAUGCAUGAAAUCAUGAAAUUAAUUUGAAUAAUAAAAGUUAUACACUACUAGCAAAAAUAAUAGAAAUACAGUAGCUAUUAUAUAGAGACCAAACAUGACUAUUCAGGUAAAUUUUUUGGCAUGAACAUUCUAAUAUGGCAUUUAAAAAAUUAUUUUAACUAGCUCACACUUUUUUUUUCCUUUUUAAAAUUAACACAAACAUUCACCCCGCAUUGUGCAAUCCUUCCUACAUUCCUGUCAUCUGUUUACUCCUCAUUUAUGUAAAUAGAUAUCUGCGAUCCCUGCAGGCUCUAAUCCAGACCAUAGAAUUGGUUAUUCUUCCUGUGUAUAUAUGAAGUCAUUGUCAUAAAGCUUUACUUGUGGAAAACAUAUUGCUUUAUUUGUGAAUGUCUAUACAUAUAUAUACAUAUAUAUGUGUGUGUGUGUAUAUAUGUGUAUAUAUAUAUAGACAUUGUUCUCCUGUUAAUAAAUGUUAAUAUGAAUAGAGUGUUAGAGAAUGAAUGUAAGAAAUAAAUAUUAGUCUACUAUAAUAAAAAUAUCUAUGAUUCUUAACACCAUAAUCACUGAAUAAUAAUGAAGAAUAUAUAAAUAUUUCAUUCCUCUUUGUGGAAUUGUGUGUUGAGAAAGGUCCCCCCCCUCCUUGGUUAUAUCUACUUAAUAAUUGUCAGUACAUUCAAAUGUAUAGAUGAUAAUCCUAGUCUUUGUUCAACCUGGAGAUUAGGCUGAAUCCAAUGUCUUAUUCCACCUCCUCUUCCUCUGUGAAAAGAAAGUGUUGCGUGUGUUUACAUGGACUGAUGAAGGAUUAUAUUUUUAUUCAAAACAGUCGACAGUUUUCUGGAAAGUGGGACCUUAACCUGUUGGAUCAUUUUAGUCCCGUUUCAUUUCAUAGUCACUGCAAAACUAGGAACUUUUUCUGAAAUUUUUGCUUUGUAAAGCUUUGUUUCGCUUUACCGGUUUUAGUGAUCACAGAAUUCAUAUCAAAAAGCAUGGCAGUGUUGUUGAAUGUUAUGUUCAUGUGUGUUGGUAUACAGUGUUAUGAUAAGUAUGUAUGUGUGUGUGGAGUCGGAAUUGUUGGAUGUGUUUUACAGUAGCCUACUUGUGUUGUUGUUUGCUGCAAACAUGGCGACGGUGACGUUGUCAUUAAAAACUCUUGUGAAAGCACAGGCCCCCCUAAAUUCUCUCAGGUAGUAAGAGCUACUUCGCUCUCUCUCUGAGUUGGAUACAUAUUGGCUUACUGCCCCCCAGCCUCAAUGUCCUCUCCAUACUACAAUAAACUGUCCAACAGCAGAACCGCUAGAGAAUUUGUCCGAUAUGUAAUGUGUGAGGGGCUCUGUGAAGUGCGAGAAGGUUUACUCUACUAGUCUUACAGUUCAGAUACAACACUGCUGCUGCAGCAGUGCUAUGCUUAUUACAGUAGCAUGUCCAGGGUUUGAAAUAAUCUGCUACAAUCACAAUAGAAAUGAUUCUAUAGGAUCAAACAAAGUCAUUUUGCUUUCCAUGCAUGAUUACAGUGGGAAGACGACCUCCACCUCCUUUUUUCCCAUUUUGGCACAUUAGAAAUAGAUUCUGAAUAGCAUUGAUCAUGUAGUACACUAUGUUUUUAGUGAGAUCUACUUAAAAUACUCCGUUCUGGAAGUGGGAUAAAAUUUAAGAGAUAACUUUAAAUAUUCAGGAAUGAUAGAUUGCUUUAAUUAUUUUAACAGUAAAACACCGUUUGGUUACCUUUGAUCACCUCACAAUGCUGAAUCUUAAAAUCCAGAAUCUGAGAAAAAUGCAGCUUUGAGCACUGGUCUUUGAUGUUAAAAAAGUCAAGAAGUUUCAUGAUAAUUGGCUUUUAAACAUCUUGAAAAACGGUGUCUGUGCUAUAUCAGUUUUAGUAAUUUACUCCCAAAAUUGAAAGACAGAGUAUUUUGAGUAGAACUCGUGCAAAAACCUGAUUUAAAAAAAAAAAAAAAAAAAUUAAAUAUAUCGUUUUGGUUCAAAUAAGUCUUCAAAAAACAUUACUGAUGAAGCUGUUUUCAUAUCAACAGUCUCUUGGGCAUAUCUGGAGGUACUGUAUGUGCAAUUGAAGGCCUUUUUUUAAAUCAUCCUCUUCACAAUCCUUCCACUGAACAGCUCGGUCAUCUGCAGUUACUGUUUGAACCUAUGCAACUACCAAGCUUCUCCCUGUAGCCGCCAGCGUGCUGUUGUAAUCGGUAAAAGCCCAGCAGGUAGUGAGAUUAGUCCUUUGAUGUGAAACAGAAGCCCCUCAUUUUCUCUGUGUUUUGCCAAAAAUGGAAGCUGUCAGUUAUCUGAAACUAUUGCGUGUUUUGAGAAGCCUCUUCUUGUCUUUAUGGCCCAAACCUGCGUCAGAGCUGUGGUAUCGUGUGCUCCUUCUAUUUUUGUGAGAUAAUUAAAGAAUUAUAAAGGGAUGGCAAAUAAAAUACAAAUGUGAAUGUCAA